Molecule: messenger RNA, 1254 nt
Organism: Geodia barretti
Lineage: Eukaryota; Metazoa; Porifera; Demospongiae; Tetractinellida; Geodiidae
Source: the annotation of a GenBank genome assembly
AUGUCGUUUGACGAUUUGAUCCAACUGGCGCCCGCCGUGGGUGUGAAUGGCGACGUUCCGCUGGACGAACUUACUCGCGAUGCCCUGUUCCAGAGGGUGCGGCAGGCAGCCGCGCAGCGGAACAUGCUGGUUGCAUCUGGCGUGCUGGAGGUGAUGGAUGCAGGACAUGGCCUGCUGCGUUCCCUGCAAUACCCGCCGGUCACCGGUGACGUCUUUGUGGGCCAGGCGCAGAUCCGGCGAUUUAACCUGAAAUCCGGCGACACCGUAACCGCCGUAGUGCGACCGCCGAAAGAGGGAGAGCGGCGCUACGGGCUAACGCGCGUUUCGACCAUCAACCUCCUUGAUCCCGAGCUGCAGAAGGCGGGCUCGCGGCGUAUUUUCGAAUCGUUGACGCCCAUAUUCCCUGACGACCAUAUCGUGCUGGAACACGAGACCGGGGGUCUGUCCUCGCGAAUGAUCGACCUGUUUGCGCCGAUCGGGUUGGGGCAACGCGGGUUGGUGGUUUCGCCGCCCAAGGCUGGCAAGACGACGGUGCUGCGCCAGAUUGCGGCGGCAAUCACGGAGAACCGGCCCGAAGUGAUCUUGAUGGUGGUGUUGAUCGGUGAGCGGCCCGAAGAGGUUACCGAAAUGCGCCGCGCCGUGCACGGCGAAGUUUUUGCAUCCACGUUCGACGAAUCGGUGGAAGAGCAAUGCCGGGUGGCCGAGCUGUCGGUGGAGCGGGCCAAGCGUAUGGUAGAGACCGGGUGCGACGUGGUUAUCCUGCUGGACAGCAUCACGCGGCUGACGCGGGCCUACAACCUGGCGCUACCCACCUCGGGGCGCACGCUGUCGGGCGGUAUUGACCCGGCGGCGCUGUACCCGGCCAAGCGGUUCAUCGGAGCGGCCCGCAACCUGGAAGAAGGCGGCUCGCUGACCAUCAUCGCGACGUGCCUGCUGGAUACCGGAAGCCGGAUGGACGAGGUGAUUUACGAAGAGUUCAAGGGCACCGGCAACAUGGAACUGCACCUGGACCGGCGGCUGGCCGACCAGCGUUACUUCCCCGCCAUCGACGUGGUGCGCAGCGGAACCCGCCGCGAGGAGUUGCUGUACGAUACGGAGGCGAUGGCGCAGGUGUGGCUGCUGAGGCGCAUGGUUACGCUGGCCUCCAGCGGCGACCAGGCCUCCAGCGGCGAUGCCACCAAGCGAGUGCUGGAACGGCUGGCCCGUACCCGCACCAACUCCGAGUUCCUGACCAACCUGACGAAGGACGCCUGA